Rhodofomes roseus is the source of this 1331-nucleotide messenger RNA. Its product is annotated as NAD binding Rossmann fold oxidoreductase. Lineage: Eukaryota; Fungi; Basidiomycota; Agaricomycetes; Polyporales; Fomitopsidaceae. The record is from RefSeq and is a predicted model, not a curated record. Gene Ontology annotation, molecular function: nucleotide binding. The coding region runs from base 1 to 1239 and encodes 412 amino acids. The transcript is spliced from 5 exons.
AUGUACAAGGUCGUGUUCAGUGAGGCUGAAAGAGGUUCCAAAGUGCGACUUUCCUACACCAAUGGUACCCUUGACUUGCCUCUUGCUGAGGAGUGGUAUGGACAAAAUUCCGUGCCGACCAAGACCUCGGAUCCACUGCGAAUCGGGAUCCUCUCGUCCGCGAUGAUCAACGCGGCAGGCAUUAUCCGCCCGGCCCAGACCCACGGCGAGGUCGUGCUCUCCGCCAUCGCCUCGCGCGACCUCAAGACUGCGCAAUCGCAGGCGAAGAAGUACAACAUCGCGCACGCGUUUGGGUCGUACGACGAGCUGCUCGACAGCCCGCUCGUUGACUUCGUCUACAUCUCGCUCCCGAACGGGCAGCACGGCGAGUGGGCGAUCAAAGCGCUCGAGAAGGGCAAGCACGUCCUCCUCGAGAAGGCCUUCACCGCGAACGAGGCGGAGGCACGGCGCGUCGUCGAGACUGCGCAGCGCACGGGCAAGGUCGUCAUGGAGGCGUUCCACUGGCAGUGCCACCCCGCCGCGCACGCGUUCAAGGACGUCGUGUCAAAGCACGGCAGGAUCCUGCGGACUCACGCGAUCAUGACCUCGCCCGUCGGCUCGAUCCCCGCGUCCGACAUCCGCUGGCAGUUCGACCUCGCGGGCGGCGCGCUGAUGGACAUGACGUACGUCCUCUCCAGCACGCGCUUCGCGCUCGACGCGGGUGCGCCCGUGCGCGUCAACUCCGCACACGCACGGCCGUCGCCUUGGGAUGCGCGUGUCGACGAGGCGAUGGACGCGACGCUCGUGUACCGCAAGGGCUCCGCGGAGGGUGCGGAGGGCGAGUACGACGUCGAGGCGACGGUGUACGCGGACAUGCGCCGCGCGAACGUCGCCGGCCUCGUCCCGCGCGUGUGGGAGCUCCCCACCAUCGAGGUCGAGACGGAGCGCGCGGUCGUGACGCUGUACAACUUCAUGAUGCCCCACCUGUACCACUACAUCGCGAUAAAGGACAAGGCGACGGGCGAGACGCGCUACGAGAAGCACUACAAGUACUCCGGGAAGACGGGCGCGCACGGUGAGGAGUACUGGAGCACGUACCGCUGGCAGCUCGAGGUCUUCGUCGACAGGCUCCGCGGGCGCGAGCCUGCGCACUGGGUCACGAACCAGAGCUCUAUCGACCAGAUGAAGUCGAUCGAUAUGGUGUAUCAGGCGGCGGGGCUGCCUCUGCGGCCCGCGACGAGGGAUGUGGUCAAGCAGUGAUGAUGUCGAUUCUGAAAAUAGAAAGUGACGUACAUGUAUGAUUAGUUGUCUAGCUUCACUGCCGACGUGGUCGCGUUGACCGGGAGAUCAUC